UCGCCCCGCCCCGUCUCUCCUCGCUCCGCCCCACCCCAGUCAGCCCCGCCCUGCCCCGCGCCGCCAAGCGGUUCCCGCCCUCGCCCAGCGCCCAGGUAGCUGCGAGGAAACUUUUGCAGCGGCUGGGUAGCAGCACGUCUCUUGCUCCACAGGGCCACUGCCAGGCUUGCCGAGUCCUGGGACUGCUCUCGCUCCGGCUGCCACUCUCCCGCGCUCUCCUAGCUCCCUGCGAAGCAGGAUGGCCGGGACCAUGCGCACCGCGUGCUUGGUGGUGGCGAUGCUGCUCAGCUUGGACUUCCCGGGACAGGCGCAGCCCCCGCCGCCGCCGCCGGACGCCACCUGUCACCAAGUCCGCUCCUUCUUCCAGAGACUGCAGCCCGGACUCAAGUGGGUGCCCGAAACUCCCGUGCCAGGAUCAGAUUUGCAAGUAUGUCUCCCUAAGGGCCCAACAUGCUGCUCAAGAAAGAUGGAGGAAAAAUACCAACUAACAGCACGAUUGAACAUGGAACAGCUGCUUCAGUCUGCAAGUAUGGAGCUCAAGUUCUUAAUUAUUCAGAAUGCUGCAGUUUUCCAAGAGGCCUUCGAAAUUGUUGUUCGCCAUGCCAAGAACUACACCAAUGCCAUGUUCAAGAACAACUACCCAAGCCUGACUCCACAAGCUUUUGAGUUUGUGGGUGAAUUUUUCACAGAUGUGUCUCUCUAUAUCUUGGGUUCUGACAUCAAUGUGGAUGACAUGGUCAAUGAAUUGUUUGAUAGCCUGUUUCCAGUCAUCUAUACCCAACUAAUGAACCCAGGUCUGCCUGAUUCAGCCUUGGACAUCAAUGAGUGCCUCCGAGGAGCAAGACGUGACCUGAAAGUAUUUGGGAACUUCCCCAAGCUUAUUAUGACCCAGGUUUCUAAGUCACUGCAAGUCACUAGGAUCUUCCUUCAGGCUCUGAAUCUUGGAAUUGAAGUGAUCAACACAACCGAUCACCUGAAGUUCAGUAAGGACUGUGGCCGAAUGCUCACCAGAAUGUGGUACUGCUCUUACUGCCAGGGACUGAUGAUGGUUAAACCUUGUGGUGGUUACUGCAAUGUGGUCAUGCAAGGCUGUAUGGCAGGUGUGGUGGAGAUUGACAAGUACUGGAGAGAAUACAUUCUGUCUCUUGAAGAGCUUGUGAAUGGCAUGUACAGAAUCUAUGACAUGGAAAACGUACUGCUUGGUCUCUUUUCAACAAUCCACGAUUCUAUCCAGUAUGUCCAGAAGAAUGCAGGAAAGCUGACCACCACUAUUGGCAAGUUAUGUGCCCAUUCUCAACAACGCCAAUAUAGAUCUGCUUAUUAUCCUGAAGAUCUGUUUAUUGACAAGAAAGUAUUAAAAGUUGCUCAUGUAGAACAUGAAGAAACCUUAUCCAGCCGAAGAAGGGAACUAAUUCAGAAGUUGAAGUCUUUCAUCAGCUUCUAUAGUGCUUUGCCUGGCUACAUCUGCAGCCAUAGCCCUGUGGCGGAAAACGACACCCUUUGCUGGAAUGGACAAGAACUCGUGGAGAGUCACAGCUUCGGGCCUAGAGCUGGGAUGAGUACCUGUUCAGCAGGAGCCAAAGUAAGGUGUUCCCACCUGAGAUACAGCCAAAAGGCGGCAAGGAAUGGAAUGAAAAACCAGUUCAAUCUCCAUGAGCUGAAAAUGAAGGGCCCUGAGCCAGUAGUCAGUCAAAUUAUUGACAAAUUGAAGCACAUUAACCAGCUCCUGAGAACCAUGUCUGUGCCCAAAGGUAGAGUUCUGGAUAAAAACCUGGAUGAGGAAGGGUUUGAAAGUGGAGACUGUGGUGAUGAUGAAGAUGAGUGCAUUGGAGGCUCUGGUGAUGGAAUGAUGAAAGUGAAGAAUCAGCUCCGCUUCCUUGCAGAACUGGCCUAUGAUCUGGAUGUGGAUGAUGCGCCUGGAAACAAUCAGCAGGCAACUCCGAAGGACAAUGAGAUAAGCACCUUUCACAACCUCGGGAACGUUCAUUCCCCACUGAAGCUUCUCACCAGCAUGGCCAUCUCAGUGGUGUGCUUCUUCUUCCUGGUGCACUGACUGCCUGGUGCCCAGCACAUGUGCUGCCCUACAGCACCCUGUGGUCUUCCUCGAUAAAGGGAACCACUUUCUUAUUUUUUUCUUUUUUUUUUUUUAUCCUGUAUACCUCCUCCAGCCAUUAAGUAGAAGACUAACCACGUGUUAUGUUUUUGAAAAUCAAAUGGUAUCUUUUGGAGGAAGAUAAAUUUUAGUGGUAGUAUAUAGAUUGUCCUUUUGCAAAGAAAAGAAAACCAUCAAGUUGUGCCAAAUUAUUUUCCUGUUUGGCUGCUAGAACAUGGUUACCAUGUCUUUCUCUCUGUCUUACUCCCUCCCUUUCUAUCUUUCUUUCUCUCUCUCUUUGCAUGGAUUUCUUUGAAAAAUAAAAUAAAUUGCUCAAAUAAAAA
This is a messenger RNA of Cercocebus atys (sooty mangabey), 2436 nucleotides long. It is a transcript of the gene GPC3, whose product is annotated as glypican 3. The record is from RefSeq and is a predicted model, not a curated record. Lineage: Eukaryota; Metazoa; Chordata; Mammalia; Primates; Cercopithecidae. The transcript has 9 exons. Gene Ontology annotation, biological process: cell migration; regulation of protein localization to membrane; positive regulation of canonical Wnt signaling pathway. Gene Ontology annotation, cellular component: extracellular region; plasma membrane; cell surface. Bases 239 to 2053 code for a protein of 604 amino acids.